AUGGCGGAUCAGCUCACCGACGAUCAGAUCUCCGAGUUCAAGGAGGCUUUCAGCUUAUUCGACAAGGAUGGCGACGGUUGCAUCACGACCAAGGAGCUUGGAACCGUAAUGAGAUCCCUCGGCCAAAACCCGACCGAAGCCGAGCUUCAAGACAUGAUCAACGAGGUCGAUGCCGAUGGGAAUGGGACCAUCGACUUUCCCGAGUUUUUGAACCUCAUGGCUAGGAAGAUGAAGGACACGGACUCCGAGGAGGAGCUUAAGGAGGCUUUUCGUGUUUUUGACAAGGACCAAAAUGGGUUCAUCUCGGCAGCCGAGCUUCGCCAUGUCAUGACGAAUCUCGGCGAGAAGCUGACCGACGAGGAGGUUGAUGAGAUGAUCCGGGAGGCUGACGUGGAUGGCGAUGGCCAGAUCAACUACGAGGAGUUUGUCAAGGUCAUGAUGGCCAAGUGA
Molecule: messenger RNA, 450 nt
Organism: Striga hermonthica
Lineage: Eukaryota; Viridiplantae; Streptophyta; Magnoliopsida; Lamiales; Orobanchaceae
Source: the annotation of a GenBank genome assembly